Messenger RNA from Fraxinus pennsylvanica, 330 nucleotides. The record is from the annotation of a GenBank genome assembly. NCBI's taxonomy places the organism in Eukaryota, Viridiplantae, Streptophyta, Magnoliopsida, Lamiales, Oleaceae.
AUGUCUAGAGUUUCUGUACGAUCUGUGGGAACUGCUCAUCAACAGCACACCCUUCAAAGGCAGGAGCAACAUCAUGGUGGCAUAUGCUGCAGCAAUGAACCCAAGUUGAUGACGUUCCUGCAGAAAUUACACCUCUCCUGCAGUCUUGUUGAGCAGAACCGUGCAGAUCAACGUGCAAAUCACCUAUUUUUCCAAAAACUUCCCCCACAAAUUCUCCCAGUUGGACAAGCCAUCGUUAAUUUCACAAAGUUUGUUGGAGGUCUGAAGAAACGAAGAAAGAGCCAAGGAGUCCGUGUUUCAGAAUCCUGCAAUGUUUUGGUGGCUGUCUAG